GCCGUCUCUCACGGGGCUCUCCAGCCGUAUUGUGCGUCAUCUCCAUCGCUGCCGUUUUGUUAUUUUUCUCCGCUGAGGAAACAUGGCAACUCCCGCCGCGGUCAACCCGUCCGAAAUGGGCAGCGAGUUGCCAGGGACAGUAGCGAUGCCGGGAGCGGUCGGGGCCGGCCAGGUGAGGAUGGGAGGAACCGUGCCUGGCCGUGGGGGCAAGAGGAGAUCAGGAGGAAUGGACUUUGACGAUGAAGACGGAGAGGGACCUAGCAAAUUUUCAAGGUAUGAUGAUGAUCAGAUUCCUGGUGGGGAUAAGGAGAGAUAUGCCAGAGAGAACCACAGUGAGAUUGAGAGACGCCGGCGCAACAAAAUGACCCAGUACAUCACUGAGCUGUCAGACAUGGUCCCUACCUGCAGCGCCCUAGCCAGAAAACCUGAUAAGCUGACCAUCCUGCGUAUGGCUGUCUCCCAUAUGAAGUCCAUGAGGGGCACUGGCAACACAUCCACUGAUGGAGCCUACAAGCCCUCCUUUCUCACUGAACAGGAACUGAAGCAUCUGAUCCUGGAAGCAGCGGACGGCUUCCUGUUUGUGGUUGCUGCAGAAACGGGCCGGGUGAUCUACGUUUCGGACUCUGUGACACCGGUGCUGAACCACACCCAGUCAGAGUGGUUUGGCAGCACUCUGUAUGAACAGGUCCAUCCUGAUGAUGUGGACAAGCUGAGGGAACAGCUCAGUACUUCAGAAAACUCCAUGACAGGACGGAUUCUGGACCUGAAGACGGGAACAGUGAAGAAGGAAGGACAGCAGUCCUCCAUGAGGAUGUGCAUGGGUUCCCGACGGUCCUUCAUCUGCCGCAUGAGGUGCGGCAGUGCUCCUCUGGAUCACAUCUCCCUGAACCGUCUGUCUAACAUGAGGAAGAGAUACAGGAAUGGCCUUGGACCCUCAAAAGAAGGAGAGGCUCAGUACUCUGUGGUGCAUUGCACUGGCUACAUCAAAGCAUGGCCCCCUGCAGGUAUGACUAUACCAGAUGAAGACACAGAGGCAGGUCAGACUGGAAAAUACUGCCUAGUGGCCAUCGGAAGACUGCAGGUGACCAGCUCUCCAGUCUCCAUGGAUAUGAACGGCCUGUCGGUGCCCACGGAGUUCCUGUCACGUCACAACUCUGAUGGCGUCAUCACUUUCGUCGACCCGCGCUGCAUAAACGUCAUUGGUUAUCAGCCUCAGGACCUGCUGGGCAAAGAUAUUCUUGAGUUCUGCCAUCCUGAGGACCAGAGCCACUUGAGAGAAAGUUUCCAACAGGUGGUGAAGUUGAAGGGUCAGGUUCUGUCGGUAAUGUAUCGUUUCCGGAUGAAGAACAGGGAGUGGAUGCUGAUCCGAACCAGCAGCUUCACCUUCCAGAACCCAUACUCUGAUGAGAUAGAGUACAUCAUCUGCACCAACACCAACGUCAAGCAGCUACAGCAGCAGCAGCAGGCAGAGCUGGAGGUUCACCAGAGAGAUGGACUGACAGCCUACGAUCUUUCCCAGGUGCCUGUGGCCAGCGUCAGCAGUGGAGUCCAUGAGACAGGGAAGAACAUCGACAAGACAGACGCGCUGUUCUCCCAGGAGAGAGACCCCCGCUUUGCUGAGAUGUACACCAGCAUCUCUGGCUCGGGAGAUAAGAAGAUGAUGGUUCCCUCCUCUACAGCUGGAGGACAGCAGCUCUACUCACAGAGCUCUCCCUUCCAGCAGGGACACUCUGGCAAAAGCUUCAGCUCCUCUGUGAUCCAUGUCCCUGGCGUGAAUGACAUCCAGCCAUCAGGCUCAUCCAAUCAGAAUCUGGCUCAGAUCACCAGACAGCUCAAUCCAGGCCAGGUGGCAUGGUCAGGCAACCGACCCCCCUUCUCUGGACAGUCCAGUAAAGCCCAGUCCAGUCCAUUUGGUAUUGGUUCUGGCCACAGCUACCAGACUGACCCGGCCUCCUACAGUCCCCUGUCGUCCCCAGCCACUUCCUCCCCCAGCGGCAACGCCUACUCAGGACUGACAAACCGCAGCACAGCUUUUGAUGUGUCUGGGGAGAGCAGUCAGAGUGGAGCCCAGUUCCAGGGUCGUCCCAGUGAGGUCUGGUCCCAGUGGCAGAACCAGCAUCACUCCCAGCAGGCCGGGGAACAGCACACACACCCCAACCCCAGCCAGACAGAGGUGUUCCAGGACAUGUUACCCAUGGCUGGAGAUCCCACCCAGGGAACGGCCAACUACAACAUCGAAGACUUUGCUGACCUCGGCAUGUUCCCACCCUUCUCUGAGUAAUGCCCCCCCCCUCUCCAUCACUCUCCCUCUCAGAACUGGACUGAUGUUUGCAUUCAUCUCUUUCGUUGUCUAAUUUUUCUAUAUUGCUGGAUCACCAACACACAGCUGAUGUGCAGCACGGUGAAUGUCUGAGUGCACCUGUCAUUCGCACACAUACAGUACAAACACACAGUCCACUAAUGUUCAGCUCCGGGCCCGCAGUACGUAUCUGUGAACAUACACAUACCUCAUCGCUGCAAAGAGGAACCCUGCUGUCAGAUGGAAGGGACAUCGGUCGACCCGUAUGAGCUGUCUGUCAUCGCUUUGAUGAAUGUGUCUCUAGCUCUUUGAACAAAUGGUGGAGUCCGUGACAUUUAGGUCACUGAAACUAUUAAGCGGUCUGCAGUCAGCAUCAGCAUGACCAGAGGAGGUCAGUCAGUAAUUAUAGCUUUACUUGUCAGAAACAAGUAUCCAAGAUUUUACACUUCCUCUCUUUUGGAUCUGAUAGAGCAAAACGUAGUUUUCUCUAAAAUUCUACGUCAUGAUGUGGCUUUGGUCAGCAUCGAGCAUCCACGCAGAUGACCAAAGCUUAAGACUGUGCCGGCUGCACAUGCUCCACUCAGUGCUGUACAGACCUGCAUACGUGUCUGUGUCCACAUCUGCUUUACAGUAUGUCAGGGCUUGUGUUCAGGGUGGAAUAAUUACAUCUCAGUAAAACAUUUACUGAUCAGGAAUCCUGUUCUCAGCAACAAAGGUAUGUCCUGUAGCAAGAUACUGAAUGAUUGCUCCUCAACUGCAGCAUAACAUUAACUCUUCAGCAGCAGUUAAUAGUGCAGUUCAUGUCCCCCGUGACAUUUGUAGUAUUAGUUGCUCAGCAGGAAUGACACAAAGCAGUGUGUUGAGUUAAAGCCAGGGUUGUCUCUGCCAGCACGCUGUCUGUUUCUUUUCAAGCUCUUUUAGCCAGCUGUUUUAAUGUGAUUAACUCAGCUAAUAUUUCUGGAAAACUGAAACUGAAGUAAAUUACUGCGGUAAAUUUGACCUAAGUAUUCAUUUAUUGAUAUAACAGGAAAUACGUUGGAACAUUUCAGGCUUAGCGGUGGUGUCGAUGCAGAGCUGGCGCUGAGUUCUACAGCACAGUAUCAUCACAUUUCAUUUUAAUGUAGCACUGUGGUAAUUAAUCCUAACUUAUCUGCAGAGGAAUUUUGGCCUGUACUGCUUCAGAAAAGUUGCCCAAAGCUGUCCGAGUUCUUGCUCAGCUGUGAUUGUGACUGAGAAGAAAAUUAUUGCAAAAGCUUGACUCGCUCUGUGCAUUUAGAUUUUUCUAAGAUGCUGAGAGAACGGACCUCUGCACAGUUUAUGCUUGGUCUAUAGAGGAGACAGUGUGAGCAGCAAAUCAGAACAUGCUGCUGUAGGUCUCAUUACAGUGUCCACCCUCACCCGCAGGCCCUUCACUUCCAAGCAUGAGUAUAUUGUAGUGUGAGGUUAAUAUUCAGUCACCCAGUUCAUAUAACAGGUGGGUAAUACCACAGUCUGACCUCUGCCUGUGUCAUCAGUCACAGCUCAGUGUAUAGCUCCUUCAUGUGACACAGAGGCUGCUGUAGUGUUAUUAGGGGCAAAUUAAGAACAACUCUGUUUUAUGUUCGGCUGAAGCUCAGCACAGUCAUGUUGACAUCCAUUGGUAAGUAAUUGUGUCAGUGUGCUUCAUACGUAUGCAUGUGCACAUGAGCAAAAGACAGAGCAGAGUGGACACACAGCGCUGUGAGGCAGCUGAAGACUGAAUGCAUAGGUUCGCUUGUUGAAUCUUAGUUUAUGCACCUGGCCCCUGGUGUCACUCACAGCACUGGAUGACCAGUAGGACCAAUAAAGCAGCAGCUGACCAAUCGCCUCCUCUGGUGAUACCUGUCGUGACUGUAGUGAGCAUCAGUCAACAACGCUAUUGAUAUGCACGCGAGGAAGCUGCGACACUACAUGUUCCUACAUACACACAGUGAGUAUAUGUGAGUGUUGAAGAUGUACGCCUCCAUCUGCCUGGUGCCGCCUCUUGCACACCAUCGCUGACUCUGCCAAACAGCAGCAGGAGAGGAGCAGCUGCUCCCCUCCACCCGCCGCUGUGCUCACUCUCUCCAUCAACUUUAUUGUGUAACCUAUAUGUAGUGACGAACUGAUGCGAGUAUAGAAGGAUUCUAUGUGUACAUGAAAAAAAAAAUCAUUGCAGACAGUUGCUAAGCUAAGGCUUAAAGUGCACUUCAUGAAGCUAACUGCUAAUCUCACCAGCCUGCUUUAAAAGGGAAAAACCGCCAUACCGUUCAAGCAAAGCGCAGUAUUUACUAGUGUAUUUGGUGUUCUUCGGCUCUGGCUACUUGACUUUAUUACUUUAUAAUCUUUUCAACUAUUAAAUGACUGAAUAAUACUUUCUAGCGGGGGAGCUUUUACAUGAUAGAUUGUAUAAUGUCUCUGACAGACGGAUGGGAGAACCUCGAACAGACAUCAGAGUCCUUUUGCUAAAGAUCUCAAAUUGAUGUUUUUUUUGUAAAUAAUGUGAUUUUUAUGUCGACUCGUGUUACUUUCACACAGUACAUGUUUUUGUGUAGGUUUUAAUGAUAUUGUGUGCAAUGUGAGUACAUAUUUAACUAUUGAUAUUUAGUUAGUCUGUUAAUUGUACAUUGAGUUCUAGGCCUGUAUAAAUUG
This is a messenger RNA of Chelmon rostratus (copperband butterflyfish), 4948 nucleotides long. RefSeq names its product aryl-hydrocarbon receptor nuclear translocator 2 (gene arnt2). Gene Ontology annotation, cellular component: transcription regulator complex; nucleus; cytoplasm. The coding region runs from base 83 to 2281 and encodes 732 amino acids. Gene Ontology annotation, biological process: regulation of transcription by RNA polymerase II. The transcript is spliced from 20 exons. NCBI's taxonomy places the organism in Eukaryota, Metazoa, Chordata, Actinopteri, Chaetodontiformes, Chaetodontidae. Gene Ontology annotation, molecular function: protein dimerization activity; DNA-binding transcription factor activity, RNA polymerase II-specific; RNA polymerase II cis-regulatory region sequence-specific DNA binding. The record is from RefSeq and is a predicted model, not a curated record.